Molecule: messenger RNA, 900 nt
Organism: Lodderomyces pseudojiufengensis
Lineage: Eukaryota; Fungi; Ascomycota; Pichiomycetes; Serinales; Debaryomycetaceae
Product: protein-transporting protein
Exons: 1
Coding region: 1-900 (299 amino acids)
Cellular component (GO): nucleus
Source: RefSeq, a predicted model, not a curated record
AUGAGUAAAAGACAAAUUGAGUCAGACUCAGAUAUAGAUGUUAGCUCAACAGAUGAGUCAGAUACUGAGCAACAACAACAAAAUGAUGUUGAUAUGGAUACAGUGAAUGUCGAUUUUGAUUUUUUUGAUUUAAAUCCUGAAAUUGAUUUUCAUGCCACCAAAAACUUUUUAAGACAAUUAUUUGGAGAUGAUCAUAAUGAAUUUGAUAUAAGUGGAUUAUCUGAUUUAAUUCUAACUAAAAAUUCAGUUGGAACAUCUAUAAAAACGGAAGGAAAAGAAAGUGAUCCAUUUGCACUUUUAAGUGUAGUUAAUAUAACUAAUAAUUUAUCACAACCAAGUAUAAAGAAAGUAAUAGAUUAUGUAUUAAAACAAACCAAAAAUCAAUUGGAAUUUAAUUUGACUUUAAAAAAAUUAUUGCAACCAAAAGAUAAGAAAAAUUCAAGAGUUGGGUUGAUUAUAAGUGAAAGAUUGAUAAAUAUGCCAAUUGAAGUUGUACCACCAAUGUAUAGAAUGUUACUAGAAGAAAUGCAAAAAUCAGAAGAUGCAAAUGAAAAAUAUGAGUUUGAUUAUUUUUUGAUCAUUUCAAAAGUUUAUCAGCUAGUUGAUGCUAUUGAAAAAGAUGACGAAGAUGAUGAUAAAAAUAAAAAGAAAAGAAAAACUCCAAAAGAUGAACCAAAAAUAAAAGAAUUAGAUUAUUUCCAUUUAGAAGAUCAAAUAUUAGAAAAAAAUGCUCUUUAUAAAGGGGUUUUUGAUUAUAACAAUAAGAAUAAACAGGAAACGGAUUCAAGAAGAGUGUUUACUGAGUACGGAAUUGAUCCUAAAAUAAGUAUAAUAUUAAUAAGUAAAGACAAAUUAGCGGUUUCAGUGAAAGAAAUGGCAGAAGAAUUUCCAGCUCCUUAA